Messenger RNA from Zingiber officinale, 1161 nucleotides. RefSeq lists its product as uncharacterized. The coding region runs from base 1 to 1161 and encodes 386 amino acids. The record is from RefSeq and is a predicted model, not a curated record. The transcript is spliced from 3 exons. Lineage: Eukaryota; Viridiplantae; Streptophyta; Magnoliopsida; Zingiberales; Zingiberaceae.
AUGGAUGGUAAGGACCCCCUCUGGUAUUCACAUUACAUUUCUGAUUUAGACCACCAUGACCUGUUUGCACUGCAAUCCAACCUGGGGGUAGGCCCGACAUAUGAGUUUCGCCUUCCCACAACAGACGAACAUCCUUCUUCUCCCCCUGAAGGGUUUAUAACUGUCUUUAAGGAUCAGGUCGUAGGUGGUCUUCGCUUCCCGCUACAUCUUUUUCUCUCCGAGUUGAGUCAGUAUUGCAGGAUUGGUAUCUCUCAGUUUGCCCCCAAUGUAUUCCGCGCAGUUUGCGGAACCAUCAUCUUGUGCCGCAUUUAUCGAAUCCCCUUGACUGCUAGACUGUUCCAUCACUUCUACUCCUUCCGGCGAGCGGAGGCGGGGGUAUUCAACGUUCAGGCCAAGCCGGGCCUUAAGUUUUUUGAUGACCUCCCUUCUUCCAACAAAGGCUGGAGGUCUCGCUUUUUCUUCCUUAAACCCCCUGCCCCCUUAGCCGGACCUUCCCAAUGGCGUGCUCUCCUCGCUUCGGACUUCCCUUCGCAUGUCCACGAACCUGCCUGCUCCGCAGCUGCGGACAAGCUAAGAGGUGUUGUUGUUCGCCUGUCUGUGCUGAUGCUGGAAGGCAUUCUGCACGCUUUUGGUCUUAGUCCUGUCUCCACAGAAAUUGGGGCUCCUUUUGUGGCUGCAAUCCUCCGUUCCUUUGCUAGCAAAGAGACACCUGCGGUGACCGUUCUGCAAGCUCUGAACGAGGAGCUGACGCAAGGUCUACCUUCUGAUCCAGCCGUCGCUUCCGGCUCGCCGCUUUCAGAACCCCGGGCUUCUGAUGCGGAGGACGCCCCGCUACUUAUUGAGCCACCAGCUCUCAGCCUUGCAGACUCAGCCCUACCCCGCAUCGCUGAUCAACCUGCGGCCGAGCCAUCGCCCGCAGAGCCAGUGUCUUCUCUCCCGCCAACUAUGAAGCUGCGCCUUACGCGCAAGGGCAAGAGAACAGCCCCAGCCACCGCAACUUCUCCUCCACCUUCUCGCCGCCAGCAGUAUGUUCCCUGCCCCGCCUUCAUCCUCUGGCGACCAGCUCCUGGGCCUACCGAUGCCCUCCGCGUCUCCUCUAAUGGCGCCUUCGAGCCCAGCCAUGCCGCUUCCGAACCUGCCCUCUACAGACCCAGCCUUUGA